Molecule: messenger RNA, 1189 nt
Organism: Venturia canescens
Lineage: Eukaryota; Metazoa; Arthropoda; Insecta; Hymenoptera; Ichneumonidae
Product: probable RNA-binding protein 18
Exons: 5
Coding region: 211-831 (206 amino acids)
Molecular function (GO): RNA binding
Source: RefSeq, a predicted model, not a curated record
GGACGAUAUUCGACAUAAAAUUGAUUUUAGCCUCGUAGUUUCAGACGGUAGAUUCGUAGGGUUUCUUGUAAAUAAAUAUAAAAAUUUUAAGCAGAUUUUAAUCAGGUUGGUCGAGAAGACCCGCGAAAUCAUAUCAGUGUUCCAGUCGAUAAGGUUCCUAUGUACGAUUUUUAUAAAUAGAUCGAGUAUUUCGAUUAACAGUCAGCAGCAAUGGAGGCCAACCCCCAGAUUCCUUUGCCAUUAGAACCAAUUAAAUCAAACGCUAUUGAAGAUCGUAGAUUGUGGGUGGGCAAUUUGGAUUUACGAAUUAAUGAGUACCAACUCCUCAAAAUCGUACAAAAAUAUGGAACGAUAGAAAAGUUUGACCUACUGUUCCACCGGUCAGGCCCUCAGGCCGGACAACCCAGAGGUUAUGCUUUUGUAACGUAUAGAGAUGCUCGUGACGCAGAAAGAGCUAAAGAUGUUUUGCACAAUGUCAGACUAGGAACCAAAAAUAUUGUGGUGAGAUGGGCACACAGCGUUAGUGAGGGUGAAUUAGACAAACCUAAAGCAAAGCUGGAGAUACCAGCUUUAGCUGGUGCAAAAAAGGAAGACAAAAAAAUUAGCCGCCAAACUGCAAUACAAGCGAUAGAAGCAAAGCUUAAAAUGAUGAAUGAAUCGGAAGAAGAGUUUGAGUUGAACAAACCAUUGGAUGACGCACCUCCAUUAAUAUAUCAGUACCAAAGGCCAGAAACUCAAAUACCGUCCUCGUCUGCUCGCCACAAUCACCUAAGAAAUAAUCGCCAUUAUCACAGCAGCAGACCUUACAAUCGCUCCAGGCCGAGGAGAUAAUACCGCCCAUUGUUGAAUCUUCACCUCGCAUUUUCAUUUUCUUCUACCUGUUCCUCAUUUUAAUAUAAUCUAUCUGAGAAUCUCUUGACAAAAAGCUUAUGUAUUCUUGCUUUCAUAGUCAGAGCUUGAAUAGGAAAUUUUUGCAAAAGUUACUGUCUCCAUUAACCCCUAACUGGCUCUCUUCUAUUCGUAUGAUAAUGGUAGAAUUUCCACCUACUUCUACCUAAGAAUAAAUACGAAAAAAUCUUAUUUAUUUCUCUAAUGUACCUAUAAGUACAGCGAGUUGCGCGUAUUUUGGUAAUUCAUUGUACUAACGUUUGUAAUAAAAUAAAGACUCGUGCCUCGGCAUUCCAACAAA